AUGCAAGGACUCCACGUAAACCCAGCAGUUGAAAGAGUUACACUAGCGGUAGGACUCGCAGAUCGCCAUCCCAAUAAACCGCUCCCCGUAAUCCUUGGGAUUUUCCCAAAUAUGCACUGGCCUGCCAGCUCAUGGCUGUUACCGGGCCGCUGGCCACGCAGCAAAAAUUUCAGCCAAGCAAAAUCGAAAUCCUUCCACCAAUCGACCGCCGACGAUAGUAUUGAGGAGCACCUCCCCUCCACCAUCGUACCUGCACUCAACGCGCAGUCCCCCGCAAGACUACAGUCCGCCGUCGGGGGAAUCUCGGCCUCGAGGUCCAGGGGGCAGCAUCAUCUCCAACGAUGUCGACUGGCUUUUGAUCCUUUUUUCAAACAAUCACCAACACUCGUCUCCAUGGACCCCUGUCAUUCCAAAGGAACUUGGUAA
Molecule: messenger RNA, 426 nt
Organism: Linum trigynum
Lineage: Eukaryota; Viridiplantae; Streptophyta; Magnoliopsida; Malpighiales; Linaceae
Source: the annotation of a GenBank genome assembly